AUGCCAUCUGACAUUGAAAAUAUACCUGAUACAAGCCUGUUCAAUCCCAUGACAAUCGCUCCUCAACACUCUAGCCCGGCCUCUACUACUCUCGGGAACCAGACAUCUUCAUCCUCAGACCAUACUUCACCCAAACCCAAAUUGCCAAGUACCAAAAACACCCCUCUCGCCGCUGAGCCCACCCGCGUCGAGAAGCGAAAAGCCAACACCCUCGCUGCCCGUCGCUAUCGACAGAAGCGCGUUGACCAGAUGUCCGGUCUGGAAUCCGAGCUAAAGGACGUCAAGACUGAACGAGACGAUCUGAAGGUUCGCUGUGCCCGGCUCGAGGGCGAGGUCGAAACGCUUCGUGCUUUGUUGAAGGCGCAAAAAUGA
This is a messenger RNA of Dothidotthia symphoricarpi CBS 119687, 372 nucleotides long. RefSeq lists its product as uncharacterized. Gene Ontology annotation, molecular function: RNA polymerase II transcription regulatory region sequence-specific DNA binding; DNA-binding transcription activator activity, RNA polymerase II-specific. The transcript has 2 exons. Gene Ontology annotation, cellular component: nucleus. Gene Ontology annotation, biological process: regulation of transcription by RNA polymerase II. Bases 1 to 372 code for a protein of 123 amino acids. Lineage: Eukaryota; Fungi; Ascomycota; Dothideomycetes; Pleosporales; Dothidotthiaceae. The record is from RefSeq and is a predicted model, not a curated record.